AUGCCCUACCUAUGGAAAAGCCACAACUCCAGAGACGAACGCUGCAGGAGACAUUAUAUCACUAUAGCAGAACCAGUUCCUAAAGUAAUCGCUAGCACCCCAGUCAUAACCACCGAUGAAACAAUAUCCGACUCAGACUUCCCAGCUAUACAAACGACCCAAGAUGCAAUAAUAAGUAUAAAUAACACUCCGGCAACAAACUAUUCCAUGGACCCAGACAGUACUCGAGAUUCAUGCGUUACUCAGGACUCAGGCGACAUUUCUGUUCUAGAUAGCACUCCUGCCUUUCUUCCGACCCUAGGCCAAGACUCUACACCAAGUGAAAAUACUAGUAGAGCAGACAAUUUUCCUAGAGAAAACACUACGAUUGAAAACUUAUACCCUCUUAGAGACACUACUCUCUCUGAACAUACAUAUUCUGCUAACACCUUGACACCUCAUGGAGACGCAACUUUUAGCGAAGAGAUCCCACGAGAUGAAGUCACUACCCUAGAUGCAGUAACUCUUCCUAGAGAAGGCAAUACUUAUGGAGACAUCAAUUUUGCAGAUACUACCCAAAAACUAAUAACUGAUCCUAGUGAAGAAACCACUCCUGUCAUGGGCACCAGAGAAGCCAUUACUUUUGCUGAAAGUGCUACUGGUGAAAUCACCACUCGUGGAGGCGAAGUUACAAUGGCUGACCAAGUUACUACUCGUUCUGAAGCAAUAAUUUUCAGUGACGUCACAUAUAACGGCACUGGCAUGUCUGAAAAUGAAACCACUACUAUAACAAAAGAAACAACUGGACAAGUUACAAUUAUUGCCGAGGACCCUAAUCCCACACAAACCACUACAGAUGAAGACACUAGUAUUAAUGAAGGUAUUACAGAUGAUAAAGGCAUGACCUCAAGUGAAAAUAUUUCUUUGAAAAGAGAUUCUACUAUCAAAUACACAACUUCAAGUGGCUCGGUCAUUCCACGAGAGCAAAACACAUCUAUUUUGGGUGAAUAUACUACUACAGUUAUAAAUAUUUCUGGUGAAGACACAACUGAUAAACACAUGAUACCUCAUGAAGAUACUACUGGUGAAAUCACGAUUCCUUUUGGAGGCACUAUUCAAGCUGAUGUCAUUUCACCUGGAAUGAAUACUACUCAAGGUCAAAAUUCUACUCCAGAUGAAGAUGCUACACUCACUGCAGAAAAUGUUACUAAUGAAAACACCUAUCCUAUUGAAGAUAGUACUCCAUCUGAACUUUUGUCUACUAAAAACUUGACACCUUAUGUAGAUACAAAUUUCAGUCGAGACACAACCUUAACCAAUGUUAAUAUUUCUGGUGAAGAGGUCACUCGAGAAGAAGUCACAACUUUUGAUGCAGUAACUUUUCCUGGGGAAGUCAAUACUUCUAAGAAAGACACAACUUUUGAUAUGGAUUCUGGUACAGACACUACCAAAAAUGGAAAGACCGCUCCUGGUGAAGCAACUACUCCUGUCAUUGGUACUAGUCCAAGAGAAGACAUUACUUUUGUUGAAAGCACAGUACCUAGUGAAGUAACUGCUGUGAGCGACGGCACAUAUAAUGGCACCGGUAUGUCUGAAUAUGGAACCCUUAUUAUAGCUGCAGAAACAACUGGUUCAGUCACUCAUAUUGCUGAGAAACCUACUCCUGCACGAGGCACUACUCCAGACGAAGUUACUGUUUUUGAUAAAGGUAUUACUAAUACUGAAAGUAUAACCUCAGGUGAAAACAUUUCUGUGAAUGAAGCUAACACUUCAAGUGAUACAACGUCUAGUAUAAAUAUGCCUACUGAUGAAGACAACACAUUCAUUGAAGAUAUUACAGUUGUUGGAAGCUUUCCAUUUGGAGAAAACACUACUUUCGGUAAAGACACUAGUAAGAUAAUUACAGAUGAAAUGACUACCUUUGGUUUGGUCAUUUCUCUAGAGCAAAACACAACACUUCUGGAAGAGGAUAUUACUACAGCGAUAGACAUUCCUGGUGAAUACACUUCGAAUAAAAACAUGAUGCUUUAUGAAAAUAGCACUGGUGAAUUCACGACUCCUUUUGAAGAAACUAGUCAAAUUGAUGUCACUACUCCUGGCAGGAUCACUACUCUAGGUCAAAACUCUUCUUCAAGCGAAGAUGCUACCCUCGCUGCAGACUAUUUUCCAAGUGAAAAUGUUACUGAUGACAUCCUCUAUCCUACUGAAGAUACUACUACACCUGAACAUAAAUCUACUAAAAUGCUGACACCUUUUGAGGACACAACUUCCAGUAGAGACACUACUUUAGCUAAUGCCAAUACUUUUGGCAAAGAGAUCACUCAAGAUCAAGUAACUAAUUUUUAUGGAGUAACUUUUUCCAUUGAUAGGAAUACCUUUGAGAAAGACACAACUUUUGAUAUUAUUUCCGGUACAGACACUUCUCGAAAAGAAAUAACAGAUCCAAGUGAAGACACCACUCCUGUCAUGAAUAUUAAUUCAAAAGAAAGCAUAUCUUCUGUUGAAAGCACUGUUGGUGAAGUUACAAUAGCUGACAAUUAUGCUACUAAAGUUAUAGAAACAACUGGUCGAGUCACAAUUAUUGUUGGGGGACCUGCCCAAAACAUGACAGUUGGAGAUACUAGUCUUGAUAAUGGUAUUACUUCUGAUGAUGAAGUGGCCACUCCAGAUGAAGCCACUACUUUCAGUGACGUAACUGAUCCUUCAGAAGGCAAUACUCCUGUGAAAGACACAACUUUCGAUAGGGAUAUUAAUUCAGGGAAAGAUACAACCCGUAAAGAAAAUACGAUCACCACUCCUGUAAUGGGUACUAGUCUAAGAGAAGAUAUAACUUUUGAUGCAAGCACGACUUCUGAUGAAACUGCAAUAGCGAGCCAAGAUGCAACUCGUUCUGAAAGUUUCAGUGGCGACACUUACAGUAGCACAGGCGUAACUGAACAUGGAACCACUACUUCAGUUAUAGGAACGACUGGCCGAGUCACUUAUAUUACUAGGGAUUCUAGUCCCGCUCAAAACACUACUCCAGAUGAAGAUUCUACUAUGAAUGAAGGUAUGACUUACAGUUCUAUAAACUUUACUACUUCAAAUGAUAGAACCUCUGACAGUAUGACACUUGAUGUGGACGAUGUUUAUGUUGAACACACUACAAUUGUUGAAAAUAUUGCUCUAGGAAAAAACACUAUUUUUGACAAACACAUUAGAAAGGUAACUGCUGAUGGAAUCACUACUUUAGGCGAAUUUACUACUGUUAAAGACACCAUUCCUGCUGACAGUACUGCUCCUGGAAAAUAUGCUAUUUUUAGUGAAGUUGCAAUCCCUGAAAACUUUAAUUCGGGAUAUGUUAUUUCUAGUCAAGGCACCGAUAUUUCAGACCCUACUCCAGGCAAAGUUACUACUUCUGAACAAGGCAAAAUUUCUACUGAAAAUGCUGCUCAAGAUGUUACUCCGGUUGAAAUAAAUGCUUCAGCUGAAAGAGCAACUAAUACAGAAGUCAUUCAUCCUAAUCAAGAAACUACUCCAAGAGAAAAUGCUACUCCUGACACGUAUACUGCUGGUCAAAUAACUGCAGUCAUAACCACCGAUGAAACAAUAUCCGACUCAGACUUCCCAACUAUACAAAUGACCCAAGAUGCAGUAAUAAGUAUAAAUAACACUCCGGCAACUGACUAUUCCAUGGACCCAGACAGUACUCGAGAUUCAGGCAUUACUCAGGACUCAGGCGACAUUUCUGUUCUAGAUAGCACUCCUGCCUUUCUUCCGACCCUAGGCCAAGACUCUACACCAAGUGAAAAUACUAGUAGAGCAGACAGUUUUCCUAGAGAAAACACUACGAUUGAAAACUUAUACCCUCUUAGAGACACUACUCUCUCUGAACAUACAUAUUCUGCUAAAACCUUGACACCUCAUGGAGACGCAACUUUUAGCGAAGAGAUCCCUCGAGAUGAAGUCACUACCCUAGAUGCAGUAACUCUUCCUAAAGAAGGCAAUACUUAUGGAGACAUCAAUUUUGCAGAUACUACCCAAAAACUAAUAACUGAUCCUAGUGAAGAAACCACUCCUGUCAUGGGCACCAGAGAAGCCAUUACUUUUGCUGAAAGUGCUACUGGUGAAAUCACCACUCAUGGAGGUGAAGUUACAAUGGCUGACCAAGUUACUACUCGUUCUGAAGCAAUAAUUUUCAAUGACGUCCCAUAUAACGGCACUGGCAUGUCUGAAAAUGAAACCACUACUAUAACAAAAGAAACAACUGGACAAGUUACAAUUAUUGCCGAGGACCCUAAUCCCACACAAACCACUACAGAUGAAGACACUAGUAUUAAUGAAGGUAUUACAGAUGAUAAAGGCAUGACCUCAAAUGAAAAUAUUUCUUUGAAAAGAGAUUCUACUAUCAAAUACACAACUUCAAGUGGCUCGGUCAUUCCUCGAGAGCAAAACACAUCUAUUUUGGGUGAAUAUACUACUACAGUUAUAAAUAUUUCUGGUGAAGACACAACUGAUAAACACAUGAUACCUCAUGAAGAUACUACUGGUGAAAUCACGAUUCCUUUUGGAGACACUAUACAAGCUGAUGUCAUUUCACCUGGAAUGAAUACUACUCAAGGUCAAAAUUCUACUCCAGAUGAAGAUGCUACACUCACUGCAGAAAAUGUUACUAAUGAAAACACCUAUCCUAUUGAAGAUAGUACUCCAUCUGAACUUUUGUCUACUAAAAACUUGACACGUUAUGUAGAUACAAAUUUCAGUCGAGACACAACCUUAACCGUCGUUAAUAUUUCUGGUGAAGAGGUCACUCGAGAAGAAGUCACAACUUUUGAUGCAGUAACUUUUCCUGGGGAAGUCAAUACUUCUAAGAAAGACACAACUUUUGAUAUGGAUUCUGGUACAGACACUACCAAAAAUGGAAAGACCGCUCCUGGUGAAGCAACUACUCCUGUCAUUGAUACUAGUCCAAGAGAAGACAUUACUUUUGUUGAAAGCACAGUACCUAGUGAAGUAACUGCUGUGAGCGACGGCACAUAUAAUGGCACCGGUAUGUCUGAAUAUGGAACCCCUAUUAUAGCUGCAGAAACAACUGGUUCAGUCACUCAUAUUGCUGAGAAACCUACUCCUGCACGAGGCACUACUCCAGACGAAGUUACUGUUCUUGAUAAAGGUAUUACUAAUACUGAAAGUAUAACCUCAGGUGAAAACAUUUCUGUGAAUGAAGCUAACACUUCAAGUGAUACAACGUCUAGUAUAAAUAUGCCUACUGAUGAAGACAACACAUUCAUUGAAGAUAUUACAGUUGUUGGAAGCUUUCCAUUUGGAGAAAACACUACUUUCGGUAAAGACACUAGUAAGAUAAUUACAGAUGAAAUGACUACCUUUGGUUUGGUCAUUUCUCUAGAGCAAAACACAACUCUUCUGGAAGAGGAUAUUACUACAGCGAUAGACAUUCCUGGUGAAUACACUUCGAAUAAAAACAUGAUGCCUUAUGAAAAUAGCACUGGUGAAUUCACGACUCCUUUUGAAGAAACUAGUCAAAUUGAUGUCACUACUCCUGGCAGGAUCACUACUCUAGGUCAAAACUCUUCUUCAAGCGAAGAUGCUACCCUCGCUGCAGACUAUUUUCCAAGUGAAAAUGUUACUGAUGACAUCCUCUAUCCUACUGAAGAUACUACUACACCUGAACAUAAAUCUACUAAAAUGCUGACACCUUUUGAGGACACAACUUCCAGUAGAGACACUACUUUAGCUAAUGCCAAUACUUUUGACACUUCUCGAAAAGAAAUAACAGAUCCAAGUGAAGACACCACUCCUGUCAUGAAUAUUAAUUCAAAAGAAAGCAUAUCUUCUGUUGAAAGCACUGUUGGUGAAGUUACAAUAGCUGACCAUUAUGCUACUAAAGUUAUAGAAACAACUGGUCGAGUCACAAUUAUUGUUGGGGGACCUGCCCAAAACAUGACAGUUGGAGAUACUAGUCUUGAUAAUGGUAUUACUUCUGAUGAUGAAGUGGCCACUCCAGAUGAAGCCACUACUUUCAGUGACGUAACUGAUCCUUCAGAAGGCAAUACUCCUGUGAAAGACACAACUUUCGAUAGGGAUAUUAAUUCAGGGAAAGAUACAACCCGUAAAGAAAAUACUGCUUCUAGUGCGAUCACCACUCCUGUAAUGGGUACUAGUCUAAGAGAAGACAUAACUUUUGAUGCAAGCACGACUUCUGAUGAAACUGCAAUAGCGAGCCAAGAUGCAACUCAUUCUGAAAGUUUCAGUGGCGACACUUACAGUAGCACAGGCGUAACUGAACAUGGAACCACUACUUCAGUUAUAGGAACGACUGGCCGAGUCACUUAUAUUACUAGGGAUUCUAGUCCCGCUCAAAACACUACUCCAGAUGAAGAUUCUACUAUGAAUGAAGGUAUGACUUACAGUUCUAUAAACUUUACUACUUCAAAUGAUAGAACCUCUGACAGUAUGACACUUGAUGUGGACGAUGUUUAUGUUGAAACACACUACAAUUCAGUCAUAACUACUGAUGAACCAAUAUCCGACCCAGAUUUCCCAACUAUACAAACGACUCAAGAUACAAUAAUAGUUAUGAAUAACACUCCGGCAACAGACUAUUCCAUGGACCUAGAUAGCACUCAAGGUUCAGGCGUUACUCAGGACCCAAGUGACAUUUCUGUUCUAGAUAUCACUCCAGGCAUAAAUGAAACGUCACAUGCAGAUGAUGCUUCAGGACCUGCCUUCGUUCCAGGCCUCAAUACUACUAUUGCCACAGCCACAACAUUAGACUUAGAUGUCACGACUUCCACAGGUACAACUCAGGGUUCAGAAAUUCGUGUUAGCCCAGUUGUCACUCCUGGCUCAAAUAAUACUUUAAACACAAAUACUGCUCUACAGCCAGGCAUAACCACAGGUAUGCAGGGCAACUCUGGUGAAGAUACAACUUAUGGCAAAGAGAUGAAGUCUGAUGAAAUCACCAUUGCUAGUGAAACUUCAACUUAUAUAAAAGAUGUUACUCCAAUGGAAGACUAUGCUUUUACAUAUGGUACAGAUAUUAAUAUUACACCUGCCCAUGACAUUAAUACUCUCAGUGAUUUUACUGGUAAUUCAAUAUCAUUAGAUGACAACACUUCAACAGUUAAUGAAAUUACUACUCCUUUUAUAAACGCUAUUCAAGUUGAUGUCACUACGAAUGACGACACGACCAUAGGUCAAGACUCAACCCGCAGAGCAGACACUUUUCCUAGAGUAAACACUACAGGUGAAAACUCACACCCUCUUAGAGACACUACUCUCUCUGAAUAUACAAAUUCUGCUAAAACCUUGACACCUCAUGCAGGCUCAACUUUUAGCGAAGAGAUCCCUCGAGAUGAAGUCACUACCAUAAAUGCAGUAACUCUUCCUAGGGAAGGCAAUACUUAUGGAGACAUCAAUUUUGCAGAUACUACCCAAAAAGCAAUAACUGAUCCUAGUGAAGAAACCACUCCUGUCAUGGGCACCAGAGAAGCCAUUACUUUUGGUGAAAGUGCUACUGGUGAAGUUACCACUCAUGGAGGUGAAGUUACAAUGGCUGACCAAGUUACUACUCGUUCUACAGCAAUAAUUUUCAGUGACGACACAUAUAAUGGCAUUGGCAUGUCUGAAAAUGAAACCACUAUUAUAACGAAAGAAACAACUGGACAAGUUACAAUUAUUGCCGAGGACCCUAAACCCACACAAACCACUACAGAUGCAGACACUAGUCUUAAUGAAGGUAUUACUGAUGAUGAAGGCAUGACUUCAAUAGAAAAUAUUUUUUUGAAAAGAGAUUCUACUACACAACUACACAAAUACACAACUUCAAGUGAAAUAAUCACUUGGAAAAAUCUGACUCCUAAUGAAGACAGUACAAAUGUUGAGAGCACUACAGUUGUUGAAAAUAUUAUUGGUGGAGAAAACACUAGUAAGAUAACUAAUACAAAUGGUAUUACUACCUUUGGCUCGGUCAUUCCUCGAGAGCAAAGCACAACUAUUUUAGGUGAAUAUACUACUACACUUAUAAACAUUUCUGGUGAAGACACAGCUGAUAAAGACAUGGUACCUCAUGAAGAUACUACUGGUGAAAUCACGGUUCCUUUUGGAGGCACUAUUCAAGCUGAUGUCAUUUCACCGGGAAUGAAUACUACUCAAGGUCAAACCUCUACUCCAGUUGAAGAUGCUACACUCGCUGCAGAUAAUGUUCCAAGAGAAAAUAUUACUAGUGAAAACACCUAUCCUGUUGAAGAUAGUACUCCAUCUGAAUUUUUGUCUACUCAAAACUUGACACCUUAUGCAGAUACAAAUUUCAGUCGAGACACAACCUUAACCAAUGUUAAUAUUUCUGGUGAAGAGGUCACUCGAGAAGAGGUCACAACUUUUGAUGCAGUAACUUUUCCUGGGGAAGUCAAUACUUCUAAGAAAGACACAACUUUUGAUAUGGAUUCUGGUACAGACACUACCCAAAAUGGAAAGACUGUUCCUGGUGAAGCUACUACUCCUGUCAUUGGUACUAGUCCAAGAGAAGACAUUACUGUUGUUGAAAGCACUACUGGUGAAGUUACAAUAACUGACCAAUAUGCUACUCGUUCUGAAGCAACCACUUCCAGUUACGACACAGAUAAUGGCAUAGACGUGUCUGAGAAUAGAACCACUACUACAGUUGUAGAAACAACUGGCCGAGUCACAGUUAUUGUUGAGGACCCUGCCCAAAACACAACAGACGAAGAUACUCUUUUUAAAAAUAUUAGUCUUGUAGAAAACAGCACUUUCAGUAUGGACACUAGUAAUAUAACUACUACUAAUGGAAUCACUACCAUUGGUUUGGUAAUUUCUCCAGAGCUUAACACAACUAUUCUAGAGGAAGGUACUUCUGUAGCUAUUGAUAUUCCUGAACACACGACUUCUAGCAAAAAUAUAACUUAUGAAGAUACUGCUGGUAUUGAAGUCACUACUGGAGAUACUAUUCCAGUUAAUAGAACUACUCGUAACAGUUAUAAUCAAGAUUCUGCUACCCCUAGUACAGACAAUCUUCGAAGAGAAAACACUACUGAGGGAAACUUCUAUCCUAUUGAAGACACUGCUUCAACUGAAUAUACAACCACUGCUAAAACGAUGACACUUUAUGAAAUUACAACUCAUAGUAAAGGCAAUCCAUUUGCUAAAGUCACUACUGAUAAAGUGAGCACUCCAGAUGAAGUCCCUACUUUCGGUGACAUAACUGCUGCUGUAGCUGAUGAAGUUACUACCCGUUCUGAGGCAAUUAUUUUCAGUGACGACAUAUAUAAUGGCAUAGGCAUGUCUGAAAAUGAAACGACUACUAUAGGAAAGGAAACAACUAAUCCCACACAAAACGCUACAGAUAAAGACACUAGUCUUAAUGAAGAUAUUACUGAUGAUGAAGGCAUGAUCUCAAAUGAAAAUCUUAUUUUGAAUACUACUACUAUUGCCUACACCACUUCAAGUGAACUAAUCAUUGGGAAAAAUCUGACUCCUAAUGAAGACAGUGCAUAUGUUGAGAGCACAACGGUUGUUGAAAAUAUUGCUACUGGAGAAAACACUACAACUAAUGGUAAUACUACCAUUGGUUUGGUCUUUCCUGCUGGUGCUACUGGUGAAAACACCUAUCCUGUUGAAGAUAGUACUCCAUCUGAACUUUUGUCUACUAAAAAAUUGACACCUUAUAUAGAAACAACUUCCAGUGGAGACACAACUUUAGCCAAAGUUAAUAUUACUGGUGAAAAGAUCACUCAAGAUGAAGUCACUACUCCAGUCACAGGUACUAGUCCAAGAAAAGACAUUACUUUUGUGGAAAGCACAGUGCCUAGUGAAGUUUCAUUAGCUAACCAAGGUACUACUCUUGGUGGAGCAACUGCUGUGAGCGACGGCACAUAUAAUGGCACCGGUAUGUCUGAAUAUGGAACCCCUAUUAUAGUUGCAGAAACAACUGGUUCAGUCACUCAUAUUGCUGAGAACCCUACUCCUGCACAAGACACUGCUCCAGUUACUGUUUUUGAUAAAGGUAUUACUAUUACUGAAAUGAGACCCUCAGACGAAACAAAUUCUGUGAAUGAAGGUACUACUAUUACAUAUACAACUUCAAGUGAAUCAAAUAUAUCUGUUGAUGAAGGCAACACAUAUAUUGAAAAUAUCACGGUUGCUGAAAGCAUUCCUUUUGGAGAAAACACUACAAUUGGUAAAGACACUAAGUUAAUUACAGGUGAAAUUACUACCGUUGGUGUGGUCAUUUCUGUAGAGCAAAACACAACUCUUCUAGAAGAGGAUAUUACUGCAUCUAUAGACUUUCCUGUUGAAUACACUUCGAGUAAAAGCAUGAUACCAUAUGAAGAUACUACCAAUGAAUUCACUGAUGAAUUCGCGACUCCUCUUGAAGAUACUAGUCAAAUUGAUGUCACUACUCCUGGCACGAUCACUACUCCAAGUCAAAACUCUUCAUCAAGCGAAGAUGCUACCCUCGCUGCAGACAAUCUUCCAAGUGAAAAUGUUACUGGUGACAUCGUCUAUCCUACUGAAGAUACUACUACAGCUGAACAUAUGUCUACUAAAAUGUUGACACUUUUUGAGCACACAAUUUCAAGUAAAGACACUACUGUAGCUAAAGCAAUUUUUGAUAUAGUAACUUUUUCUAGCGAUGGCAAUACAUUUGACAAAGACACAACUCUUGAUGAUGUUAGUUCCGAUGCAGACACUUCUCGAAAAGAAAUAACUAAUCCUAGUGAGUACACCACUCCUUUCAAGGAUAUUAGUUCUAGAGAAAACAUAACUGCUGUUGAAAGCACUGUUGGUGAAGUUACAAUAACUGACCAAUAUGCUACUCGUUCUGUGACAACUAUUAUCAGUGAUGACACACGCAAUGACAUAGACAUGUAUGAAAAUGGAACCACUACUACAGUUGUAGAAACAACUGGCCGAGUCUCAAUUAUUGUUGAGGACCCUGCCCAAGAUACUAGUCUUAAUGAUGAUAUUACUUAUGAUGAAGGCAUGACCUUUAUUGGAGAUACCACUUCCAGUGAUUUUAUUUCUACUAAAAAUGUUACACCAGGUGAGGAAAGUACACACGUUGAAAACACAACUCUUUUUGAAAAUAUUAGUUUUGUAGAAAACAAUACUUUUAGUAAGGACACUGGUAAUAUAACUACUACUGAUGGAAUCACUACCAUUGGUUCGGUAAUUUUACUAGAACUUAACACAACUAUUCCAGAGGAAGGUACUUACGCAGCUAUUGAUAUUCCUGAACACAUGACUUCUGACGAAAAUAUAAUGACUUUUGAAGAUACAACAGCUAUUGUCACUACUCAUUUUCAAGAUACCAUUCCAGUUAACGACACUACUUAUGACAAUACCAAUUUAGAAAAUGCUACCCUUGGUACAGACAAUCUUCCAAGAGAAAACACUACUGAGGAAAACUCCUAUCCUAUUGAAGACACUACUUCGACUGAAUAUACAACCACUGCUAAAACGAUGACACUUUAUGAAAAUACAACUCAUAGUAAAGACAAUCUAUUUGCUAAAAUCACUACUGACGAAGUGACCAUUCCAGAUGAAGCAACAAUUUUCGGUGACGUAACUGAUCCUUUGGAAAGCAAUUUUGGGAAAGACACAACUUUGAACGGGGAUAUUAAUUCAGGGGCAGAUACAACCCGUAAAGAAAAUACUGCUUCUAAUGCGAUCACCACUCCUGUAAUAGGUACUAGUCUAAGAGAAGACAUAACAUUUGUUGCAAGCACGACUCCUGAUGAAAUAGCAAUUGCGAGCCAAGAUGCAACUCAUUCUGAAGGGACUACUUUCAAUGGCGACACGUAUAGUAGCACAGGCGUAACUGAUCAUGGAACCAUUACUUCAGUUAUAGGAACGACUGGCCGAGUCACUUAUAUUACUAGGGACUCUAGUCCCGCUCAAAACACUACUCCAGAUGAAGAUUCUACUGUUAAUGAAGGUAUGACUUAUAGUACUAUAAAUUAUACUACCUCAAGUGAUAGAACCUCUGGUGACAGUAUGACACUUGAUGUGGACGAUGUUGAUGUUGAACACACUACAAAUGUUGAAAAUAUUGCUCUAGGAGAAAACAAACAUGUGUUGACAAACACAUGA
Messenger RNA from Penaeus monodon (black tiger shrimp), 12090 nucleotides. Its product is annotated as mucin-17-like. The record is from RefSeq and is a predicted model, not a curated record. The transcript has 8 exons. Lineage: Eukaryota; Metazoa; Arthropoda; Malacostraca; Decapoda; Penaeidae. The coding region runs from base 1 to 12090 and encodes 4029 amino acids.